UCUCUAGUUUCUUCUGAUUCCGCCAUUAUUGGGGGAGCAGAAAAGUCUAGUGUACUAGUGUGUUUAAUGCAGAAGAUAAUUAAAGAGUUUUUUUUUUUCCUACUAUCAUCUCAUCCAUCCACAUAAACACUUGGCCUGAUUUAGUUUCUUUGAAAGUUCUUGGCUUGUCCUCCUUAAAUUUUCGAUAUCUUUAAGGUAAGAUCAUCAAGCUUCCAUUUUUGAGAUCUGGGUUCCGACAAAGAUUCUUCUUUUUUUUUUCUUUGUCUCUACCCAUCUCUCAUUCCCCCUAUUAUCGGAUCCUGCUCGAAUCUUUUUACAGUAUUGGUAGGUAGCUUUAGGAGACUUCCCUUAAUUGUGUUGUACGUGCUGUGUUUUAGCUCAAUGUAAAAGAAAGUUCAAAAAAGAUUCAAACUUUACCUUUCGAGCUUUCAAAUGGGGGAGACACAGAACCUACACUUACCUCUACGAACUCGGUCUUCUCUAAAGAAGCCCUUACUGAUCAUUCUAUUGAUCUGCAUCACAAGCGUGCUCUUAAUCUGCACUUACAUGUACCCACAGCACAGCGUUAAGAGCCCCGCUUGUGAGGGUUUGUCCAGCAGAGGCUGCCAAGCCGCGCUCUCCGGAUGGCUUGACGUUCACGUCAGGAAACACACAGACGAAGAAGUCGCUGCUCGUGUUGUGAUCAGAGACAUACUCAGAAUGCCUCCGGCUCUGACCUCUAGAUCGAAGAUAGCUUUCAUGUUCUUGUCUCCUGGUACUUUGCCAUUCGAGAAGCUCUGGGAUAAGUUUCUCCAGGGUCAAGAAGGGAGGUUCUCGAUUUACAUACAUCCCUCGAGGUUAAGACCAGUUCACAUCAGCCGUCACUUUACGGACCGUGAGAUUCACAGCGACCAUGUCACGUGGGGAAGGAUCUCUAUGGUUGAUGCUGAGAGGCGGCUUCUGGCAAACGCUCUUGAAGAUCCUGAUAACCAACACUUUGUUCUUCUUUCUGAGAGCUGCAUACCGUUGCAUACGUUUGACUACACCUAUAGAUAUUUGAUUCACGGAAAUGUCAGCUUCAUUGACAGUUUUGAGGAUCCUGGUCCGCAUGGGACUGGUAGACACAUGGAUCACAUGUUACCUGAAAUCCCCAAGCAAGAUUUCAGAAAGGGUGCUCAGUGGUUCACAAUGAAGCGUCAACACGCUUUGAUAGUGAUGGCUGAUAAUCUCUACUACUCAAAAUUCCGCCAAUAUUGCAGACCUGGGGUAGAAGCAAAUAAGAACUGCAUUGCGGAUGAACAUUACCUGCCUACAUUCUUCCAUAUGCUUGAUCCUGGAGGAAUCUCGAACUGGUCAGUCACGUAUGUUGAUUGGUCUGAGCGUAGAUGGCAUCCAAAGACAUACAGAGCCCGAGAUAUCUCACUCAAGUUCUUGAAAAAUAUCACGUCAGACGACAUGAGCGUGCACGUGACAAGCGUUGGCAAGCGUGGAGAUGAGCUGCAUUGGCCUUGUACAUGGAAUGGAAUUAGACGUCCAUGUUACCUAUUCGCGAGGAAGUUCCACUCAGAUUCUGUUAACAAACUGGUCAAACUCUUCCCAAACUACACCAGCACAGUAGUUUGAGAGAGAGAGACAGACACAAAUUCUUGAGACUGGAAUUGCAUAUUACUGUAAAUUUUCGAUAGAAUCUGAAAAUGCUUUUGGGAUUUAAUUGUCUAUUUGAUUUGAUGGGACAGGGCUACUCUGCUUUUUAAGCUGUAGUAAGCAGAGAUUUUUGGUUAAGGAAUUGGUUAUUGUGAUUUUAGCCAUGGUUUGGUUAGUAUGAACCGGUUUAUGAUGUUGUAAUAUUUGAGCUGUUAGUAGUUUAGCACAA
Messenger RNA from Brassica rapa (field mustard), 1852 nucleotides. Its product is annotated as glycosyltransferase BC10. Gene Ontology annotation, cellular component: membrane. The record is from RefSeq and is a predicted model, not a curated record. NCBI's taxonomy places the organism in Eukaryota, Viridiplantae, Streptophyta, Magnoliopsida, Brassicales, Brassicaceae. Gene Ontology annotation, molecular function: glycosyltransferase activity.